This is a messenger RNA of Mobula hypostoma (lesser devil ray), 3592 nucleotides long. RefSeq names its product Smad nuclear interacting protein (gene snip1). The transcript is spliced from 3 exons. The coding region runs from base 149 to 1237 and encodes 362 amino acids. Gene Ontology annotation, molecular function: protein binding; mRNA binding. Gene Ontology annotation, cellular component: nucleus. The record is from RefSeq and is a predicted model, not a curated record. Gene Ontology annotation, biological process: miRNA processing. NCBI's taxonomy places the organism in Eukaryota, Metazoa, Chordata, Chondrichthyes, Myliobatiformes, Myliobatidae.
GAGGCUGGCUGGAAGGUGAGUGCAGUUGGACGUGAAUGGACCCUGUCUCCAGUCCUGACCUCUGCCCCGGAAGCGCUGUCCUCCCUCCUCCCCCGCUUCUGCCGGCGGGCGUUUCACCGGGCAUCAAGCGUCGGCCGGAGCCGCUCCGAUGGAGGCGCGGGGCCGCCGCAGGGCCUCGCACAGUCCCGGCCGCGACAGGGUGCGCAUCAAGAGCGAGGCUGCGGCCUACAAACGGCGCCGCUCGAGUUCCGGCUCGUCCGGCGGCAGCCUGUCUCCGCCCGGACACUGGAGAGGCCGCUCCCCGGCCCGGAGGGAGCCGAAGCCCGGCCCCGGCACACAGAGACACCCGCGGCCUGAGGGCAAGUACAGGCGGGAGAGACAUGACCAUCCGCGACAGGAGCGCCAUGAAAGAUGUCACAGAGACCACUCUGAAGGGAAAGAGCACCGACAUAAGAAGGCCGAUGACAGAGAGCGACGCAGAGAGUGGUCGGAUCGUGGGCGGGGCCACAGCAAAAAGAAUGGUGGGCCUCGCACAGAGCACAGUGUUAGUGGCCGAGACAGGGAAGUUCAACAGCUCCACGAGCAGCAGGCUGAGCGCGAAUUGCACAAUGAAAGGCGGCGCCAGAACCGUGAUCGUUUCAAAACUCUCACAGCCGAGAAUCCCCAGUCUGAACCGAACAGUAGCCAGGCUGGUCGGGGCAAUACUGCGCAGGUUAAAGAGGAGCCGAAUUUUGAGUUAUCUGGUGCUCUUGUGGAAGAUACAAACACCUUUCGUGGCGUGGUGAUAAAAUACAACGAACCGCCAGAGUCCCGAGUCCCAAGGAAACGAUGGCGCCUUUAUCCAUUCAAGAACGACGAGCCUCUCCCAGUCAUGUACAUUCAUCGCCAGAGUGCCUAUCUUUUGGGUCGGCAGCGAAGAAUAGUGGACAUCCCGCUUGAUCAUCCCUCCUGCUCCAAGCAACAUGCAGUGCUACAGUACAGACUUGUGGAGUUCACGCGUAGCGAUGGUACUCCUGGAAGGAGGGUGAGGCCAUACAUCAUCGAUCUGAGCUCUGCCAAUGGCACCUAUCUUAACAAUCAGCGCAUUGAAGUCCAGCGAUACUAUGAACUCCGAGAAAAGGAUGUGCUGAAGUUUGGUUUCAGUAGCAGGGAAUAUGUCAUUUUGCACGAGUUCUCAGAUACUGCUGAGGUGGAUGCAAAACAAGAACAGGAUGAUGAUGAAGAAGUUGAAAGUUAAUGUUUAAAAGAAAACUUCUGUCUGCAUAUCCACUUCCCCUUGUAGUUGAAUGGUUAUGCUAUAAUUGGAAGGACCAAUGGACAUUUGACCACUUUUGUUUUUUCUGUUGAAGUGAAGCCAACAGCGAGUGCAUAAUGACUCUCAUACUGGAGCUCCAGAUCAACUUGUGUUUGAAUUGCAGCCUGACUAACAGGAUUGAACAUGAAAUCCCUUCAGACCAAACGUUCAAGGUUCUGUUUUGCAGUUGACUUUUCAUGUGUUGCAACCUGGUUCUUUGACUUCAGUAUGGCAUUCAGGAAGCUUUUAGCAAAGCCCAUGGAAUUGCUGCAUAGAUUUUACCAAGCAGCUGCAAAAGGGCUCUAAUUAACUGUGUAGGAAGACACAAUUGUUUUUAUUGGUGUUUAUUAGUUUCAAGUUAUUUAGUGGAGAGUAUUGAACUCCAUGAGCAAGUUUACCAGUGGGCUCUGGUCUGAGGAUGUCAGACAACAAGUUGUCAUAUGGCUGUUUCAUCUUUUAUACAUGUCGGCUUUUGCGAGCUUUGAGAUGUUUGGUUGCAAGUCUCAAGCCUUUAAUUUUUCUAACUGAAAAUUGUGCACAGUGUCCUUUAUAAUUUAAAGCUCCUUACAUCAAAUUUCAGAUGCCUCCUGCAUUUGAAUUAAUGGUAAAAAUGAGCAGAACUUUUUUUUGUCUGAAAAUUAUCUUUAACCUUGUGUUAAAAUGUAAGGUGCUUUAUUUGCUCACAGGGUUUAUCUUUCUAAUUUUGAUUUUAUGUUACUGUUUUGGUUAACGGGUGGGAAAGCGGGGAUUCUAUUGCUAGUAAUAUAUGAUGUUCGGUUAUAUAAAUGCUCCAACAAGGCAAGAGAUUUUUGAUUAAAGGUUUUUUUUUAAAUCUGCCAGCAAUGAAUUGUUGUUUUGAAUGACAUUGAGGAGCAGGAAGUAAUAGGAACCUCACAAACUCCUACAUAGUAAACCUUGCAAUCUAACCCUCUGUGUCUUGGUAUUGAUCCAUCACAUUUUGAUUUGGAUACAGUCACAAAUGCAGCUGUACCUGUGCACAGUGAAAAUGACAUGCCAAGGGCAUUGACCAACUGGAGCAUUAAACAUUAAUUUCAAAUUAUACUGUGUCUAAUACUUUCAUUAAAUGUGUACUUUCUACUGAAACUUUCUUUAUAUAAUCAACUGAAUUCCUGGAUACACAGUAAUUCAAUCAAUUUUAAUUGAGGCAUAGAUCAAAUUAAUUUAAAUCUAUGUACAGUUUGUCACUAGUUGAAAAUCAUCAAUUUUACCCAGCACCUGAGCUUGGAGUCUUUCAGCUGGCAGUAUAAUCUAAUUUUGGUCUGUAAAAUUCUUGAAUUAGAGGAAGAGUUAGUAUGAAUUGUGUGGUUCAAAAACGCAGCUAUAUUCUAUUCCUACAAGUGUUUCUGACAUCUUACAGUAAGAGACAUAUUCCACCAACAUUCAUUUUGAUGUUUAGUAGCUCCUGUUAAAGCCCAUGGACCCAGAAUGUUAACCCUGUGCCUCUCUCCACAGACUGUCUGACUUAAUGAGUGUUUACCGGCAAAUUCUGUUUUUAAGUAACUUACAUUAUGUUGAUGGACUGUCCAGUUAAGAUGCCUGGAUGUCUAGGACAUAUAACUGCAUCUACCCAUCUACCACCUCCAUCAUAACUGCUUGGAAUGAAGAUAGUCAUUUAUAAAUGACAGUGGUUGGGGCAGGAAUGCAAUCAAAUUCAGUUGGCUUUAUUGAUUUGCAUUUCUAAUUCACCUAUUGCAUUGAUUUUCUUUUGAAGAGAUUUUUAACUCCCACGACAAAAAGAGUUUGAUGUUGAGAGACAGAGAUGCUACAUGUGGCAUCUAAAUAGUGCAUUCUUCACAAAAUAUUAGGAAGGCAGGUAAUGAAAAAUUACUGCUUUUAUAUCUGUGUAAUUACACUGACAUGUGUAGGCCUUGGAAACAACCAUUAAGGAAAAGUCUUUUUCUUUACUUAAAUUUGUUGCUAAUAAAUGUGUCUGCAAAAUUGUUCAUAGAUUUUCAUACCAAAGGGCUCAACUUUACCCCGUCUCCAGUGCAGUUGUAUAGUCAAGUCAAGUUGUUGCUAAGCAACAGGAGGUGAUAAUGAGCAGUGGCACAAGCCUACCUUUUGCCACAAUUUACUAUUAAAUGGAAAGCUGUUUUAAAAUACUGCUCAAAAUUAUAUUUUGUUGUAUAAAAAAUACUGGUGUUCUGUAGAUUGUAAUACUGACUUUGUUACAAUCACUCCUAUGUUUUUUGGCAGUCUGUUUAAUUUUUAGUAAAGUAGAUUUCCAACAAUAUUUUUCAUGUGUUGAGUGCCUUUAUUAUGACGUUGCUUUUGGUU